Trypanosoma theileri is the source of this 795-nucleotide messenger RNA. RefSeq lists its product as uncharacterized. Lineage: Eukaryota; Euglenozoa; Kinetoplastea; Trypanosomatida; Trypanosomatidae. The transcript has a single exon. The coding region runs from base 1 to 795 and encodes 264 amino acids. The record is from RefSeq and is a predicted model, not a curated record.
AUGCAGAAAAAAAUCCUAGACGCGGAUGGGGGAACGGGAAUUGGUUAUGAGCCUGUUGUUAUACCAAAGGAAAAGUACGCGAAAAUAACACAUGGACGAAAUGUGUUUUUUGCGACGUGUAUUGGAGGCGCCGCCGUUGUUUGGGGUCUUAGUAUGAUACCACAAGGGUUUAUGUACCGCUCGUUAAGACACAUGUACCAAACGUACUGCAGAGGUCGAGUUUUGGACCUAACACCAAAAAUAGCAGAUACGAGGGAUGUGGCUUUUUACGAAAUGUCCAAAGCAGUUCGUGUGGAAUUUAUCGUAGAGCAUAAAGUUGUCGAUGAUGGACGUUAUAAAAUAAGUGAUCUUCUUUCCGAAACAGAUCAGGAACAGAGACGUAAAGAUAUGACUUUAGACUUUAUGGUAAAAAACGAUCACAAUUGGGUUGGAAGCACAAUAACUUUUGAUACGAUUGAACGAAGUAAAGUUGAGAUGCAUGAUUUUCAAAAAUAUGAUACAAUUGUGAUCCGUAAUGAAUUGCUAAAUCAAAAUGAAGAAAAAGCACGUCAUAUGUUGAAUAAUGCCGCUAUGUACGUGAAAAACGAUGGUCACGUUCUUCUUAUGGAUUUUGGGAAACCAUCGUGGCCUAUGCUCACAUCAUUCAUUCGCUGGUUUAAUUCUGUAACAGCAAGCUCAAUGCAUCUGACUCAUGACUACAAUAGAUGGAUCAAAGAAGAUGCUCGCUAUUUUGUUGUGGAGGAACGCAGGUGCCUUAUGGGUCUUCAUUAUGCGUUUGCACUCCGACUAAAGUGA